Messenger RNA from Pyrus x bretschneideri (Chinese white pear), 2329 nucleotides. Its product is annotated as glycine-rich RNA-binding protein blt801-like. The coding region runs from base 699 to 1112 and encodes 137 amino acids. The transcript is spliced from 2 exons. The record is from RefSeq and is a predicted model, not a curated record. Lineage: Eukaryota; Viridiplantae; Streptophyta; Magnoliopsida; Rosales; Rosaceae.
GAGCAGGGCCCAGGGGAUGGGGAAGGGAGAGGGGAAUGAGAACUCCAGGUGUCGGGUUGUAACUCUUCUACUGGGUCACUAGAACCCAUUUGUAACUUGAGCUACAGUUCCAUAUUAGCCGUUGAGAUUCAUCUAACGGCUAACAAAAAAAUGUGUACUUCGGCCAUGUACACUACAGAAGCCCUCCUAAUUUGUCGCCUUAACCCGACCCAAUUGCCCUCUUAGUUCUUAUCUUUCAGGCCCAUACAUCUCGGUUUCUUUUUCUAAGAAAAGCCCAAACUCUCCGUUCUUGUUCGUUUUCAACCUCUAGGAAAGAAAAGGAAUGGACCAUAUACUACUAGGCCCAAUACAAGUAUUGGCAUAAAGUUCCAGAAGCAGAAUUAUAAUGCAGCAACUUUGAAGCCUUGUGGUCAUGCAAAUCGCCAUCACCACCAGAAUCAAGCUGGCACCAGUCAUCGUAAUCACGCAGACCUGCAACCGUACCCUCCCCCCUCUGGCCAAUCUGCUGUGCAACUCUUAGAAACCCAUGCCCUAUGAUACACAAUACGCCUUAUAAAUCUAAGGAACCUACCUCAUUUCGUUAGGGUCUUCGAUUAAAGCCCUCUCUGCUGCAGUGACGAUCAAGGCCCUUCACAGUUUGUAAAGAGGAAGACUAAAACGUCAUAGAACUCAGCGGUACGAUUGUAUAGGAAGAAGUCAUGGCAAGGAGCAAUGCAGUUUCAUGGAGCCUCAUUUUCUUGGCUAUGGGGUUUUUUAGUUAUGUAGCUGUUGAAGCCACCAGAGAAGGGAUUCAAAGGAGGGCUCUGAUAGACAAGAGACUUGGUUUGGAACAUGGGAUAAAGAAUUGGCAUGGUGAGGAGGCUACUUCUUCUCGAGGGCUGAAAGCUGAUGGUUACGGAGGUUAUGGCUCUGGUGGUGGUGGGGGCUUUGGUGGUGAUAGUGGCGGUGGUACGGGGUAUGAUGGUAAUGGUGGUGGAUUUGGUAAUGGUGGCGGAUUUGGUAAUGGCAGUGGAGGAGAUGGCGGAAUUGGGGCAGGCACAGGCCCAGGUUAUGGUGGCGGGGUGGGUGGUCAUGACGAGAAGAUGAACAAGGUCCAUGGAAAUAUUCAGUGAUUUUACUAGAAUAAGAUAAAAUAACUAUUUUCCAAUUUAGUAUGGCUAUGGUGACAAGAAGCAAGAAAAAACAAAUAAGUCGUAGUUCUCUUCUGCAAUUCAAAGGUGUUUCCCCCUUGUACCGGUAAUAUAGCGGUUACAUGUAAUAAAGUUAGCUUGGUUUGUAUACAAAGUGUGUUGUUUCACUUAAACAGAGAAAGAUGAAUAGUUUGGUUUGCAUACAAGGUGUGUUGUUCCACUUAAACAGAAAAAGAUAAAGGGCAGGAAGAACAGAUGUUACACACCUCACAGUGCUCACACAGUUCAGAACUUGAAUAAACUAUGCUGACUGCACAAAAACGAAAUUUACAUGCCACCAAUUGUGUGACCAACAACAGCAAUGACAUAAUUCGAAGCCUAAAUUGCAGAAGAAAAAAAAUCAACUAAAAAUGUUGUAAAAAGUAUAUAUGUCAAUAAUUUAACUUCAACCGCAAGGAAAUGACAGUGCCAAGUAACAGAGACAAAUCUCAUCCAUGCAUAACGUAAUAUGUACUGGGAACUAAGAAAUGACCCUGUUCUUGGAGGGGUUAAGGAGUCAAAUAGAAUAUUGGAGGCGUUAAAGAGUCAGUAUGCAGUUCUCGGACUAUUGGCAAACGACUCCCUUGCGUGUAUGGUGGUGUAUAUAGAAGGGAAGAAACAACAAAUGUUUUGAGAAUAGCACCUGCGGUUAGGAAGAUCAAGAUGCAGAACAAUGCUGUCAUUUCAAUGUAAUGUCGAGUUCAUAAAGCUACAAUGGAUGUUAAGAUUCCUUAUCAUCGAAUGUACGAAUGAUGCUAAGUCCGCAUGACUCGUGAAGAACUAGGAACUACAAGAUAAGAAAAGCAAGACAAGGGAUAAAUCCAAACGAUAUUAAGAAGCAAUUAGCUGGAGCAUUUUAAAGCAUAUGGCAAACUACAAAGUCUAAACAAUCCAAGCCCAAGUAACAUUUGGAUAAAUCAAUCUAAACCAUAACAACGGGAUUAUCAGUCGAAGACAGUACAAACAGAAAAAUGUGUCUUCAGAAACAAUGCAAAUGAAAUGUGUGUUGCUAAUAAGACUAAUUUCGUCACGCAGAUCACCAACACUAUAAGAAACAACAACAUGAAUACGCUCUCAUAUUUCAUUUCACACACAUUGCCAUUUUAUCCUUGUUUUUUCGGAAUUUCCGCCCCUAAUUAGUGCGAUAAGGCAUUGUUGUU